AUGGCCGUGGCCCCCGCGCCCCCCGCCGCGAGCGCGAGGUUCCCACCGGUGUCGUCCUACGACGCGUCGGCGCGGGUCCGCCGAACCGCCGCCGCGGACCUGGACGGCACGCUGCUAGCCUCCUCCUCCGCGUUCCCCUACUACUUCCUCGUAGCACUCGAGGCCGGCUCCUGCGUCCGCGCGCUGGCGCUCCUCCUCGUCGCGCCGCUCCUCCUGGCGCUCUACACGCUGGUCUCCGAGGCGGCGGCCAUCGCGGUGCUGGCGUUCGUCACGUUCGCGGGGCUCCGCGUGCGCGACGUCGAGGCCGUCGCCCGGGGCGUCCUGCCGCGGCACUACGCCGCCGGCGUGCGCGCCGACACCUGGGCCGUGUUCCGCGGCUGCGGCGAGGGGCGGAGGGUCGUCGUCACCGCGUCCCCCGCCGUCAUGGUGGGGGACUUCGCCCGCGGGUUCCUCGGCGCCGAGGUCGCCGGGACCGAGCUCGAGACCUUCUGCGCGUUCGGGAACGCCAGGUUCACGGGUAGGAUCAAGGCCGCGCUCGUCGGGGAGAGGAAGGCCGAGGUCGUGCGGAGGCUCUUCGCCGGUGGGGAUUUGCCCGACGUCGGGCUCGGGGACCGCGAGAGCGACCACGACUUCAUGGCCAUCUGCAAGGAAGCUUACAUGGUGCCUCUGGACAAGCGCGCGCCGCUUGCGGCCGCCGACACGCUGCUGUCCCGCGCCGUCUUCCACGACGGCCGCCUCGUCCAGCGCCCGGACCCGGCGCAGGCGCUGUUCGCGCUGGCCUACCUCCCGGUGGGCUUCCUGCUGGCGCUGUUCCGCGUCUUCUUCAACCUCAUGAUCCCCGUACGCCUGGUCCGCCACACGUACCGCCUGACGGGGAUCCGCCUCCGCGUCCGGGGGACGCCGCCGCCGCCCCCGGCGCCGGGUGCGCCGGGUUCCCUCCUGGUGUGCAACCACCGCACGGCGCUGGACCCGAUCAUCCUGUCCGUGGCGCUGGGUCGGCCCGUGUCGUGCGUGACGUACAGCGCAAGCCGCCUCUCGACGGCGAUCUCGCCGAUCCGGGCCGUGGCGCUGUCGCGGGACCGGGCCACCGACGCGGCGCGCAUGGCGGCGCUGCUGGCGGAGGGCGACGUGGUGGUGUGCCCCGAGGGGACCACGUGCCGGGAGCCCUGCCUGCUGCGGUUCUCGGCGCUGUUCGCGGAGCUCACGGACCGGAUCGUGCCCGUGGCGAUGGAGGCGCGGCAGGGGACCUACUACGGGUCGACGGCGAGGGGGUGGAAGUGGCUGGACCCUUACUUCUUCUACAUGAACCCGCGGCCCGGGUACGACGUCACGUUCCUGCCGCCGCUGCGGCCGGAGGAGACGUGCGGCGCCGGCCGGAGGAGCGCCGCCGACGUGGCCAACCACGUGCAGAGGGUCAUCGCCAAGGAGCUCGGGUUUCAGUGCACCACGCUCACCAGGAAGGACAAGUACAUGAAGCUCGCCGGCAACGAUGGCUCGGUCGCCGUCAGGGCUAAAAAAAACGCCGCCGAUGAUAAUGCUGCCACGGCCACCACCAAGAAGGUUGUAUGA
Molecule: messenger RNA, 1569 nt
Organism: Miscanthus lutarioriparius
Lineage: Eukaryota; Viridiplantae; Streptophyta; Magnoliopsida; Poales; Poaceae
Source: the annotation of a GenBank genome assembly